Pogona vitticeps (central bearded dragon) is the source of this 1745-nucleotide messenger RNA. It is a transcript of the gene GRB14, whose product is annotated as growth factor receptor bound protein 14. Lineage: Eukaryota; Metazoa; Chordata; Lepidosauria; Squamata; Agamidae. The record is from RefSeq and is a predicted model, not a curated record. Gene Ontology annotation, biological process: insulin receptor signaling pathway; negative regulation of insulin receptor signaling pathway. Gene Ontology annotation, cellular component: plasma membrane; cytoplasm.
AGAAAAGCAGCAUGUCUUUUACUGCUUUCCUAGUCAUCUCUUUGCAGCGGCUCUCAUUAAGGUGUACGCUGGAAAAUUGAUCCUCCCAAGACAUUAUCUUUAUUUUACAAGUUUCUUGGACAGGAGCUUUUGAGCUAAUAAUUUCUGCGAAUAAUAGAAAUGAGCCUGUCUGGAAGAAGGGUAACCCUGCCUGUGAUAACUCCGAUAGUACUGCAAAAACGGGUAAUUAAAGUAUACAGUGAAGAUGAAACGAGCAGAACUUUGGAAGUACCAAGUGAUAUAACAGCCAGAGAUUUAUGCCAGUUGCUUAUACUAAAGAACCAUUACGUUGAUGACCACAGCUGGACUCUGUUUGAGCACCUUACUUACUUAGGCUUAGAGAGAAUUAUAGAAGAUCAUGAAAUGGUAAUUGAGGUUCAGUCAAAAUGGGGAAUUGAAGAAAGCAAUAGAUUUUAUUUUAGAAAAAAUUAUGCAAAAUACGAGUUCUUCAAAAACCCUGAGAACUUUUUCCCUGAACAUUUGGUGUCCUUCUCAAAUGAGAUCAAUGGAAGGCUGAGCCAUACUCAGAUAUUGCAGAUGUUUUUAAGUUCCAGUACAUGUCCUGAAAUUCACAGUUAUUUACAUGCUAAAGAGCAAGGGAAAAAAACCUGGAAAAAGAUGUACUUUUUGUUGCGAAGAUCUGGUCUGUAUUUUUCCACUAAAGGGACAUCAAAGGAGCCAAGACAUCUGCAGCUUUUCAGUGAAUUCAGCAGUAGUGACAUAUAUAUGUCUUUGGCAGGCAAAAAAUUAUCUGGAGCGCCCACCGGCUUUGGGUUCUGCUUUAAGCCUCACAAAGCAGGAAGAGCCAGAGACCUGAAACAGCUUUAUGCAGACAGUGAACAAAGUAGGACCAGCUGGGUGACAGCAAUUCGCUUGCUUAAGUAUGGAAUGCAAUUGUACCAGAAUUACAUGCAGCCUUACCAAUGCAGAAGUGGGUGCAGUUCUCUUAGCACGCCUGUGAGAAGUGUUUCAGAGAAUUCUCUUGUGGCAAUGGACUUCACAGGGCAUAGAUCCAGAGUUAUUGAAAACCCAACAGAAGCCCUGUCAGUUGCCGUUGAAGAAGGCUUAGCGUGGCGGAAAAAGGGAUGCUUGCGACUUGGGAGUCACAGCAGCCCUACCACAUUGCAAAACGUCCCAGCAAAUAUAGCUAUACACAGUUCCCAGCCAUGGUUUCACCACAGGAUUUCUAGAGAUGAGGCCCACCAACUGAUUUUGAGACAAGGACUGGUCGACGGUGUUUUCUUGGUACGGGAUAGCCAAAGUAACCCCAAAACAUUUGUUUUGUCCCUGAGUCAUGGAUUAAAAAUAAAACACUUCCAAAUUGUGCCGUUGGAAGAGGAAGGCAAACUUUUUUAUACGCUGGAUGAUGGUCACACCAGGUUUUCUGAUCUUAUCCAACUUGUGGAGUUCUACCAGCUCAAUAAAGGCAUUCUACCUUGCAAGUUAAAACAUUACUGUGCCCGAAUUGCACUUUAACCACAACACCCGUUUGUCACCUAAGCCUUGUAGAAAAUAAAGGGAGAACGUUUCUUUUGAUGCUGCUGCUUCUUAAGUGAAAGCUUAUAGUUGCCAUAAAAAUUUUACAAAAUCCAGUAUUUUUGUGUCAGGGUUUGAUUAAUCGACAGUUGAUCUUCCAAAAAUGAAUUUUGAGCUGAAAUUGUGUGAACUGUGCAAUGCUGCAAUCCUAGGGCGUAUUUUUCCAAAUG